AUGGGCGGCAUCAUAACUCAAAUGUGGCCACCGAAGCCGGCCUUUACCGAACAGAAUCUGGGUGACUUAUCAGCGCAGGUCUACAUCGUCACCGGCUCCAACACUGGCGUCGGCAAAGAGCUCGCGCAAAUCCUCUACUCUAAAAAGGCGACCGUCUAUGUCGCAGCUCGAAGCGAGGCCAAAGCUACUGAAGCCAUUGAAGACAUUCGCGGCGCCUUUCCCACUUCUACCGGUCGUCUCGAGUUUCUUGCUCUCGACCUAUCAGAUUUAAGCGCCGUAGCAAGGUCGGCUAAAGAGUUCAUCACGAGGGAGUCAAAGCUCGAUGUCUUGUUCAAUAAUGCGGGCGUGAUGCAUCCGCCUCAAGGAUCAAAGACAAAGCAGGGAUACGAGCUUCAGCUGGGGGUGAACAAUCUCGGUCAUUUGUUGUUUACAGAGCUUCUGACGCCGUUGCUUGCUACAACUGCGGCGAGUUAUGCUGCAAGUUCCCCCAAUUCGGGGGGAUUUGAUCCCGAGAACAUGGGAUUUACGAAAAAGGAGCAGAGUACCUAUUACAAGUACUCUGUGAGUAAGGCAGGUGUGUAUUAUCAGGCAGCAGAAUACGCGAAGCGAUAUAAGGACAAGGGAAUCAUUAGUUUGGCUGUGAACCCGGGAAACCUCCGAUCCGACCUUCAGAGAUAUGGCGGGCAGGGAUUCCUUCACAAGAUAAACCAGAAAGUCAUUUUGUUUCCCGCCAUCAAUGGUGCAUACUCUGAGCUAUUCUGUGGCCUUUCACCAGAUGUGACGGCAGAGAAGUCGGGAAGUUAUGCGAUACCGUGGGGAAGACUUGCCAAGAUUCGGGAAGAUAUCGAGAAGGGAUCGAAAAGUACAAAAGAAGGAGGAACUGGCAUGGGAAAGGUUUGGUACGACUGGUGCCUGGAACAGGUUGAACCAUUCAUGCAUUAG
Messenger RNA from Trichoderma breve, 942 nucleotides. Its product is annotated as short chain dehydrogenase domain-containing protein. The record is from RefSeq and is a predicted model, not a curated record. Lineage: Eukaryota; Fungi; Ascomycota; Sordariomycetes; Hypocreales; Hypocreaceae. The transcript is spliced from 5 exons. Bases 1 to 942 code for a protein of 313 amino acids.